Hevea brasiliensis (rubber tree) is the source of this 1488-nucleotide messenger RNA. RefSeq lists its product as uncharacterized. The transcript has a single exon. Lineage: Eukaryota; Viridiplantae; Streptophyta; Magnoliopsida; Malpighiales; Euphorbiaceae. The coding region runs from base 278 to 1048 and encodes 256 amino acids. The record is from RefSeq and is a predicted model, not a curated record.
AGAAAAGGGCCAUCUCGGUAAUUGCACAGAAAACAGACGAUACCCACAUCAUCCGCCUUUCUCUUUUUUAUAUUCCAUCCAUGCCUCUCUCUCACGCAACCCUGGAAAAAGUUCUGUAAACACCACAAAUCAAUUUCUCUACCCUCUUUCUAAUUAGUUUUCUUGUAAUCUCUCGCAUGGUGCUAUAAAUCCCUUGUCCUUUAAUGGGUUUUGAAUUUCUAGUUAAAUAAAUCUUUCCUCUAGUUCCAGACUCAUUAAAUUCUUGUUUAUUUUCUUUAUGGAAGGAAAUGAAAUCCCAUGGGAAUUCAACUCCGUUUCAGCUUUGAUUCGCAUCGAGAUCAUGAGUGCAAUUUCCUCUGAAACUAUUUUCCAUCUCUCCUCUAAUCCUCUCUUUUCUUGCAUUAUCACUCUCUACGCUCUAAUUCUCAUCUACUUCCCUCACGCUCUCAAAAUCUCUCUCUCCACAGUUUUGAUCCUCAGUGCCCUUCUCUUGCUCUUUCUCCUUCGCCUCGGCGCCAUUCAGAGACUACAUAAUAAAAAGCCAGAUGAAAAUGAGAGCAAAGAAAACAACAGGGACGGAGAUUUAGAUGAAGCAGAAAAGUCUAGUUUUUUGGCCAAAGAAGACAAAUGGGUUGCAUUCCAAGGUGAAACAGGCAUUGACUCGAAUCCAAAACCGGAUUUUGAGGUGUCAUUUGUUGAAUGGGACAUGAGGGCACCAUUAGAGGUCAUAUACGAAGCUUACGAAGGUGAAGAAGAUGAAGAGAAUGACAAUGAGAAGCAUGAGGAUUCUGAUCCUACCAGGACUGCAGCUUUGGAGAGGUACCCAUCUUUGUCAAUGUACUAUCCAGAAACGGACUCGGAUACCUCCUCUGAUGGCGGUUUUUGGGUGAACGGAGAAUGGGAUUCCCCGGAGAGCGUUUGCUUUAGAUGGGAAGAGGAAGAUAAAGCGGGCUUGUUGAUAGAGAUAGCUCUCGAUAGCAAUGACAAGAAGCAACCGGGUUUGGGUUUUGAGGUUGAAGAAGAUAAUUUAAUAGAGAUUGAUCUAUGAUUUAUCUCCGCCCAAAAACGAUGCGCUUACCGGUGAAUUGCAAUUAAGCGAGGAAAAGGAGCCGUUUGAUGAGUUAAGUAUGGUUAACGUAGAUCAGUUAAGGUAAUUAGCAAGCGAAUAUCUGUUUCAAUGCAGGACUCCAAUACUCUCCCUCGACUGGACUCUAGCUUUUAAGUUCAGUUGUCACUUAUUACUUUAUUACAUAUAGUGGUCUAUUUAGAGUUUGGCGUUUUUUUUUUUUAAGCUUGACUCUACUAGUCAUACUUUGAAAAUCUUUUGCACUUGGAGAAGAGAUAAACAUCAGAGUUCGUGGAUCCUUGUGUUCAAGAAGAUCCUUCAAAAAUCAGUUCACUGUUAAGAUGUAUAUCUUGUUUUUCUUGAUAAAAGAUUUUGUACAUCUUCUUACUGUUAAUGAAAAGAGUAAGCUACCUAACUUAAAA